GAUUCCUCUUCACAAAAUCACACUCAAAGCAUAUAAACCUGCUGGACCAUGAUCGAUACGUACCGACAACUCUCUUUCUCUCUUCAUGCAACUACCAACGAAGCUCGCUAUAAAACAAAAAAAAGUUAGGUAUAAAAAAAGGAAGAAGAAAAAGCAAGUUACCCGGGUAUCCUAUGAUGCCUCCACCACCAAUAUGUCUCUUUCUCUCUCUCUGUCUCUGUCUCUGUCCUUCUACCUCUCUUUUGUAUUCAGCUCCAACCAACCAAGGUAGCUGUUACUGUCUCCCCCCUUCCCCUAGCUUCCCUCUCUGUGCUAACCAAACAAAAAGGAUGUCAAAAGCCACGCGCCAAACAACAACAACGACAACAACAACACAAAUCAGGUGACUAGGGUAAAUUACGGAUUAUUUUUCGUUGUCCUUAAUGCUUCUUCUUCUUCUUCUUCUUCCUCCUUUCUUUCUUGCCCACCCAGCCAAGCCAAGUCCUU
Neurospora hispaniola is the source of this 486-nucleotide messenger RNA. RefSeq lists its product as uncharacterized. Bases 174 to 386 code for a protein of 70 amino acids. The record is from RefSeq and is a predicted model, not a curated record. The transcript has a single exon. Lineage: Eukaryota; Fungi; Ascomycota; Sordariomycetes; Sordariales; Sordariaceae.